ACUACAAGCCCCGCCCCGUGUUCUGUCAGCUCUCGGGUUGCAGCCAUGGCGGAUGAGAUCAGCAAAGCGCAGGCAGCCAGUCCUGGCGGGGAAACCAUAUUCGCUAAAAUAAUUCGUAAGGAAAUCCCGGCCAACGUCUUCUAUGAGGAUGAUCAAUGUAUCGCUUUCCACGAUAUCUCGCCACAAGCGCCAACGCAUUUCCUAGUGGUGCCCAAGAAGGCCAUUAGCCGCCUUUCAGAAGCGAAUGCUGCUGAUGAAGCUCUUCUAGGACAUCUGAUGAUCGUUGGCAAAAAAUGUGCAAUUGAUCUGGGCCUAACAAAUGGCUACCGCCUUGUUGUAAAUGAGGGACCAGAUGGCGGCCAGUCUGUGUACCACCUUCACCUGCAUGUUCUUGGAGGACGUCAGCUGGGCUGGCCUCCAGGCUAAUGGCCAUUUGUGUACGACACACAAACAGAGCGGUCUCAGUCUGUCCAGUCCGAUGAUAUGCAUUCUCUUAAUGUCGGCUCCAAUAAGUAGUAAUUUGUGUAGACAAGGCAUGCAACGAAUAAACUGGACAUGGAAUGAA
Molecule: messenger RNA, 565 nt
Organism: Bufo gargarizans (Asiatic toad)
Lineage: Eukaryota; Metazoa; Chordata; Amphibia; Anura; Bufonidae
Gene: HINT1
Product: histidine triad nucleotide binding protein 1
Exons: 3
Coding region: 46-426 (126 amino acids)
Biological process (GO): purine ribonucleotide catabolic process
Cellular component (GO): nucleus; cytoplasm
Molecular function (GO): hydrolase activity
Source: RefSeq, a predicted model, not a curated record